Etheostoma cragini (Arkansas darter) is the source of this 3693-nucleotide messenger RNA. RefSeq names its product furin-like protease kpc-1. Gene Ontology annotation, molecular function: serine-type endopeptidase activity. Gene Ontology annotation, biological process: peptide hormone processing. Gene Ontology annotation, cellular component: trans-Golgi network; Golgi membrane. NCBI's taxonomy places the organism in Eukaryota, Metazoa, Chordata, Actinopteri, Perciformes, Percidae. The transcript has 19 exons. The record is from RefSeq and is a predicted model, not a curated record.
ACUGGCUCGCGUCCCAUGAUUGGUCCAAAGUUUCACAGUGGGCGCGGUCCUGUCAUCUAGAACGACACAACAAGAGAACUCACUGCAACGGGCUUCCUUCGUCGUGUUAUUUCUCCAGGCACCAUGUUCAGUGCGGUUGUGCUGGUGCUCGGCUGCCUGCUGCAGAUGAAACUAGUGACCACAGAGGGGCAUCGUGGGACCAACCGCCAUGUCUUCUAUGCAGUGCAAAUGGACGGAGGCAUCAGUGCCGCCAGGGCUCUGGCCGAGGAUCACGGACUGGAGUUCAUACAACCGGUUGGCAGCCUGGAAGAUCUGUACACCCUCAGAGACAGCAGGGGGCGCAAUGAGAGAGCCACCUUUGAGAAAAGACUUUUGACCACAUUAGGGGUUCACCGGGUGCAGAGGCAGCACAGCCAUUAUAGAGACAAAAGGGUUCCUGUGACGUGGCCGGACCACAGAACCACUCGCAGUUCUCGGAGGAGAGAGUCUGCAACAGACAGACAGCCUGAGGAGAAAGAGAGUGACCAGUCCCUCGCCUUCAAUGACCCGCUCUGGCCAAUGCAGUGGGAACUGUUUGCACAGGGCGAGUACAUCUCCGGUGGCUUUGACAUGAACGUGAUGCCAGUUUGGAGCAACAACAUAACCGGUUAUGGAGUAGUGGUCAGCAUCAUUGAUGAUGGUGUAGAUCACACGAACAAAGACCUGAAGACAAACUUUGAGGCUAUGGCCAGUUUUGACCUGCGUUCUUCACACGGCCUAUCUCAUGAUCCCAUGCCUAUCAGAGAUGAGGAGAAUAGUCACGGUACCCGAUGUGCAGGGGAAGUUGCCAUGGAGGCCAACAACUCCUACUGCGGCGUGGGCAUCGCCUUCAACGCCAGGAUCGGAGGUAUCCGCCUGUUGGACGGCUCUGUCACUGAUGCCAUGGAGGCCACGGCUCUGACCUUCAACAUCCCCUUCAUAGACAUCUACGUCUGCAGUUGGGGCCCGCGGGACGACGGGGCCGCGAUGGACGGGCCGCACGGUCUGACAGCGCGAGCCCUCCGUCUAGGAACUCACAAGGGCCGAGGUGGGAAGGGCAGCGUCUUCGUGUGGGCGGCAGGUAAUGGUGGGAUGCAGCGUGACCACUGCGGUGCCGACGGAUACGUCAACUCCAUCUACACCAUUGCCAUCGGUGCUGUCUCUCAAACAGGGAAGCCCACCUUCUUCGGCGAGCCGUGCCCCGGCGUGAUGGCCGUCACUCUGACUGGGGCCGGGGUGGGAGGACCACUACCUCUGGUCACUGUGACCAACAUCGAUGAUGGCUGUGUAACACACUUCCCAGGAACAUCCAGUGCGGCUCCGAUUGCUGCGGGGAUUCUGGCUCUUGCAUUAGAAGUAAAUCCUGAGCUGACGUGGAGGGAUGUUCAGCAUCUGAUCGCCAAGACAGCAAAGAUCCCCGACCCCAAAGAGCCUGGAUGGAACAUCAAUGCAGCAGGAUACCAUGUUCACCACAGGUAUUGUGAUGCAUUCAGUAGUUUGGAACCCAAACAUGCGGAGGCUGGAGGAAAUGGAGCUUCUCCCUCUGACUGUAUGGAGGAUGAAUCUGGAAGGGAGGGAGGGCGGGAGAGGGAGAGUGGUACUGAUGAGAACGCCUGGAAGAUAUCACGUUUCCAUGAUGCUGUGUCUCUGUCCACCCACUUCCUCUCUCUUGUUUUCCUAUUUCUCUAUCCCUCUAUCAGUCCCCUCGUUCACACCUUUUUUUCCUUGCCACCUGUCUCUCACCAGGUGAAAGUGAGCAUCGGCGCCACGUGUCGCGGUGACCUCUCUGUAAGCCUGGCGUCCCCAGCCGGCACCGUCUCACUGCUGUUGGACACGCGGCCCAACGACGCCUCCACGGCCGGCCUGAGAAAUUGGACCCUGAUGACGGUGCACUGCUGGGGGGAGCAACCACGAGGCCUCUGGACCCUCCAGGUGACUGACCACAAAGGCACAGUGACGAGCUGCGCGAGGCCGAUUGAUGAGGAGGCAUCCGGGGCCCGGCUCAGUAAAGUUACACUCAUCCUCUACGGCACCUACCACCCACACAGGACCACGCACGAGGGACCCCUGCAGAGCAUUGUGUCCAUGGGCUCGCGUCACCCCGUCCCUCACAGGGGGGAGUACCACAGGGACCGUUACCAACCCCUGGACCUGAUUCAAUGGGUCUACCAAAUGGAGAGAGCCAGGAAGGUGCAGGCUGCUGAUAUCACUGUGCCAGCCAGACACAAGAUGUUGAAGAUUCCUGGAGACCUAAUGUUGGCUAAGCAGACCCUCAACAAGCCCCUAAAGUCCAGUAUGGCUUUCCAGUUACACCAGACAGAAGUUGGACAGCAGUCCUCCACGGGGUCAGGACCCUCUGCCGUGAAGGAGCUUCAUGGGACAAAGACCAUCAGGGAUAAUGUGGACGGAGACAACAGGUCUCAGAUUCUCCAGGAUGUCCAGGGUCUUCAGGUCCAGCAGGAGGAGAGCGUGUGAGCCGGAAGGCACAGGGCAGCAGGCAAGGAACUGAAGAAACAAACCACAGUUAAAAAAAGACUGUUAUUUCCCACAGCGCAGCAAGCCAAUUGAUCCUGAAUCAAUUCCACGUACAGUACUACGACUGUGUGGCCUCAGUGUCGGCGCUCAUUAUUUAUUUGGAUUCCUAGCUUGGCUCUAAACUUAAUCCCUCUCCACAGAAACAAACUCAAACAUACACAUCUCUCCCCUCAGAAGCGGGUCUCUACACUCAUCUUCCCCCUCUUUGCUUUUCGGAUGUUGCAAAGGUUGGUGAAAGAUGUGUUUGUCUUUUUCCACUUCGUUGAAGGGUGAAUUCGGCUCAGCGCAAUAAGAAAUGGAUUACCCAUUCAUUAAAGGGGCUGUGUCACUCCUCAUUGAGUUGGACAAAUAGCAAAUUAAUUUCUAGCCGCCUAAUUUCUCUCUGUUCUCCGCUGAAUAUCCGAUACCGUCGAAUUACUGAUCACAGCCACGCAAACUCCCCCAACUUUUUAGCAAUUCAUUAAAAAUGUGCCGCGGCGGAGAGAUGCCACAGAGGGAAUUCUGUCUCUUAUUUCUGCAUGCUUCACCACAACGCUGUGUAGAAACAGAAAUCAACUCAAGGGUUUAAUUGAAAUUAGGAUAUUAAAAACACCAGAAACUUGCAGAUACUGUUCGGGGUGGGGUGGGGGGUUACUUUGUUGCCAUUUCAAAAUCAGCUAGAAACUUUUAACCAUCCCCUAAUGAAACAAAGAUGUCAGUUUUUCCAAGUCAAGUGCAGGUCUGUAGGUAAAGUAGCAGUAGUGUAUUGACAGGGCGGUAUUGAUGUUUCAAUUAGAGCAGCGUUACAUAGUGCCACAGCAUGGUAACACGGCGCGUCUCCUGCCAUCUGCUAUGCCUCCACGUCUGACGAACGAGGCACGUGGGGCUAAUCGAGCCGCACAUGAGCAAUGGGACCGCGAGAUCUAUCACACACACACACACACACACCUAUCCUAUACGCACGUCCUUAUGCAGAAAAACGGGGGGAAAUGACGAGGGAGAGCUCCUCAGCCCUGCUGCUUAAACAGCCUUCGGAAAGCCUCCCUUCACAUGUGCCACAGGAGCAGCCAGCAGGUUAUUUCCCUGACAAGGAAACCAGCAAACACGCCAGAUGCAUUAAAAUUCUUCAAAAGCUCAUCUGACGGGGAUAAACAAAAAAAA